Molecule: messenger RNA, 757 nt
Organism: Ectocarpus sp. CCAP 1310/34
Lineage: Eukaryota; Phaeophyceae; Ectocarpales; Ectocarpaceae
Source: the annotation of a GenBank genome assembly
UACCGGGGCGGGCAGGAGAGCGACUGGGUGUCUGGUCUAGGAGAGGCCCUCAUGGCCUUCAACAUAGGAGACGAAAGGGAAGGGGGUAAAUGGAAAGAGAGCGCCAAGGACACGGAGGUGUGGUACAACAAGGUCGAGGACGGGGCGGCAUGGUUCAUGAGGAAAUGGCACAGGCAGGAGGUGGAAGCGUCUGCGAAGCGCCAGCGCGCAAGGAAAGCACAAGCAGAGAGUACGGCCAUCUCAGGACCGAAGAGAAAGAGAGCGGUGGGGGGGAAGAAACGGCGACCGGGCACUGCUGUAGAAGCGAGUAGGGCGGCCGAGGCAGCACUUGUGGCGAUCUAUGUACCCGGCUGAUGCUGUUGCGCCCUGUUUCCCUCCCUGCUGUAUGCUAUUCUCCUCUAUGUAUGUCCUUUGUAUUGCCUUCGUCCUCUGUGCUGUGCUUCGUUUUUUCAUGACCUCCCUGCCUACUCUGCUGUGUUGGGUACCUUGAUCUCGCUUUUGCGGUUGCCUUUGUUUUUGUACGUCUGGCUGUCUGCCCAUCUGCCGCCUCUUUGUCUUGUUUGCUCCGUCACUCCCAUGCCCUGGUGCGUAGUGCCUGGUGCUGGUACGUUACACUUUGAUUUUUUCAUUGGGCGGGUGUGGGAAGCGUCCUCCUUUAUUUUUGUUUUUGUUUUACUUUGAUCGGUUCCCGAGGGCUCUUUUCUCGAACGGUCGGUGCGAUACCUGUUCUUUUCUUUCUAUCAUUUUGUUGUCUUUU